GUUACAAUAGGAAUACACAGUAAUUAGCAGAUGUACAAUUUAUGUCCUUGCGAUUUCAUUUGGUGCUAGAUUACCUUAUGUGGAUGCCUGCAUCCUACGUGAUAUAUUAUCGCCAUAUAACAUAUUGUCACUUGACGAACCAGGUGGACUGACCGAGCGUCAUUCAGGAGAAAACGUCAGUACAGAAACAGUUAAUCAACGAAUAGGACUUAAACAGAUGUCGAUGUACAUUGUACAAGAAUCACUUAGAAAAGCUCAAUGAAUUAUAAAUGGCAUGAAAUGGUUUAUAACAAUCCCGUAUCCAGUUAUCAGUGAGAUUACUGGUUUAAUUUUACUAUUAGUAAUAGGCAGAUAUUCUACUACACUUACAUAACUGGAUAAAAGGACCAUCAAGGAAAUGUGUUUUAAAAAUCGGAUUUUUCGGUUGUUUCUGUUCCUUCUGCUGGUGCUAGGGUACCUAUGUGUAGGAGCAAUGAUAUUUAUGGAGAUGGAGGGACCCAAAGAGAUACAAAUGAAACACGACCUCAGGGCGAUGCGCAGGGACUUCCUGCUCCAGAAAACAUGCAUCUCAGAUGCUGAGUUAGAAAAUUUCAUAGUUGAGGUCAUUGAAGCCAAUAAUCGCGGAGUGAGUGCUGUGGCCAAUGUCACUAAGGAUCCCAACUGGAGCUUCGGCCAGUCUCUCUUCUUCGCUUGCACCAUUCUCACCACUAUAGGUUACGGACACGUAACUCCAUUAUCCGAGGGUGGGAAGGUAUUCUGUAUCGUAUAUGCUGCAAUUGGGAUUCCGCUCACACUAAUCAUGUUAACAGCAAUCGUUGAACGCUGCAUGAUUGUCACAUCCAAACUCCUUGGUUGGUUGAAUCAGAGACUCGGUCACAGUCAUACCCAAUUCCAAAUAAGGCUUAUACAUCUCACAAUCAUCGCAUUCACCCUCAUCCUCUUCAUGUUCCUGGUACCAGCAGCAAUCCUCAUGACCUUGGAACACGAGUGGGACUUUCUUGAUGCGUUCUAUUAUUGUUUUAUCUCCCUAACGACUAUAGGAUUAGGGGACUACAUCCCUGGGGACCAGCUGCAUCAGCAAUAUAGGGCACUUUAUAAAGUAGCCACAACAGGUUACCUACUGGUGGGUCUAGUCAUGAUGAUGCUUCUCCUCACAACAAUAUACGAUAUUCCUGAACUCAAUCUUGGUCUUCAUUUCUACAUGAAGAAAGACGAGGUUGAUGAGGAGAAGGUGCAUUUAAGAUCAGGAGAGGAGCCGGCGUGUAAAUAUACAGAGCAAAUAAACAAAUCUUAUCAGGGAGAUUCUGUCACAACACCGGACUCACCAAAAGUGCAAUCAAAAGAUUAAAGAUGGCGUGCAUGGUGAAAUCUAGCAAGGAUGCGAUGGACAGCGUGUGUUAAGUUUUGUUAUACAGUUUUUAUGUCACCACCACAUCUGGUGACAUAUUGUUCUAGUCUCCAACUUUUUUGUAGACAGUGUUUGGCAGUUGAUGUUUGGUAU
Messenger RNA from Owenia fusiformis, 1501 nucleotides. The record is from the annotation of a GenBank genome assembly. Lineage: Eukaryota; Metazoa; Annelida; Polychaeta; Sabellida; Oweniidae.